Hypomesus transpacificus is the source of this 2018-nucleotide messenger RNA. RefSeq names its product ubiquitin carboxyl-terminal hydrolase 25-like. NCBI's taxonomy places the organism in Eukaryota, Metazoa, Chordata, Actinopteri, Osmeriformes, Osmeridae. The transcript has 9 exons. The record is from RefSeq and is a predicted model, not a curated record. The annotation marks the transcript as partial.
AUCAACGACAAGAAGCCCUUCCUCAUCGAAGAGGAGUUUGACAAGGAGACGGGUCAGAUGCUGAGCGGCCUGGACAAGCUGCCCGCCGACCUGAAGCUCUUUGUGAAGGAAGACAACCACCUGUUCGACAAGGAGCUGGCCGACUGGGACCUCCUCCAGGCCCGCAAGGCCCAGCAGGAGAAGCUGGCCCUGGCCGCCGCCGCCCUGGCAACAGCCUCGGCAACCGCCGCCGCCGCUUCUUCCGCCGCCUCCCCUCAGCCAAUGAGCACGGAGCCCAGCCCGCCCGACAACUCAGACCCGCAGCAGGACCCAGAGUACAUGGAGCAGCCGUCCCCUACGGACGACUCCAAGCACCUGCAGGAGGACACGGAGAGGGCCAUCGCCAGGGCUGCCUCGGAGCACCUGGAAGAGCGGGGCCCCGAGGCCCUGCUGAACGCUGCCAUCAAGGUAGAGUACACUCGCCUGCUGAGGUUCGCUCAGGAGGACACGCCCCCCGAGAGCGACUACCGGCUGCAGCAUGUGAUCGUGUACCUGAUCCAGAACCAGGCCCCCAAGAAGAUCCUGGAGAGGACCCUGCUCAUGCAGUUCGCCGACAGGAACCUGGGCUUUGACGAAAGGUGCAAGAGCGUCAUGAACGUGGCCCGUGCCAAACUGGACAUGAUCAAGCCGGAGGAGGUCAACGUGGAGGAGUACGAGAUAUGGCAUCAAGACUACAGGAACUUUCGCGAUACAACAGUCUUUCUGAUGAUUGGCCUGGAAUUGUUCCAGAAGAAAAGUUACGUGGAGGCCUUGAUGUACCUGAUCUACUCCUAUCAGUACAACGGAGAGCUGCUGCUCAAAGGGCCGUACCGGGGUCACGACCAGGAGAUCGUCGGUCGCUACCGGAGGCAGUGUCUCCUGAAACUCAACGAGCACGCGGCGGCCCUGUUUGAGACGGGCGAGGAGCCCGAGGUGAGCGACGGGCUGAGCAUCAUGAACGAGCUGGUGGUGCCGUGCAUCCCACUGCUGCUGGUCCACGACACGGAGAAGGACCUGCUGGCCGUGGAGGACAUGAGGAACCGCUGGUGCUCCUACCUGGGCCAGGAGAUGGAGUCGAACCUGCAGGAGAAGCUGACAGACUUUCUCCCCAAGUUGCUGGACUGCUCGACGGAAAUCAAAAGCUUCCACGACCCUCCCAAGCUGCCUGUCUACUCCACCCUGGAGCUGUGCGAGCGCUUCGGCCGCGUCAUAGCCUCCCUCGGGCGGGGGCCCGCGGACGGGAGAUGAGCCGGUGGGGGCCCCCCCCCCCGCUUGUCCCUCCUCCAUCAGCCCCCCCCCCACCCCCACCCCCCCGCCUGGGGCCACUCACCCAACGGACCUCUGUAUUAACCCACGCCUUCCUUAUAACCUGGGGGUCGCUCGCCAUAGCUGUUUACUUCUUUGUUUUGUUUUUCUCUUCUUUGCUGCUAUAGGUUUUUAUCCUUAUGAAUACUAUGAUUUCAGAUGUGGUUUUUAAAAGCAAAACGCGACCAGCGAGGGGUCAGGGACAGUCCCAGGAUGAAGGAACAAGAGCGAGGAGUCUAGUGACGGCGGUCUUGCAGUGAUUAAAAGCCAGCGCAUGCUGCUCCAGCUUUGUUAAACAAAGUGGAUUUAACUUUGACAGUUUUUUUUUUUUUCUCGUAGUUGUCAGGUUUUUUUUCGUUUGUUGUUGUUGUCUUUCUGGUUUAUGCCCCCCACACCCCCAUUCCUUAAGCACCCCCUUUCUGCGUGAAAACACGACUUCCCAGCUGCUCUGCCACCAGUUUGGUACAGUAUUAUCAAAUAUUUUGUUUUUGUUUUAUUUUUCUAAAUAAAGCGACGAAGAGAAACCUUGAGAUUUAUCAGCGGCUUUAAGUAUCUCAAGUGGUUCUCUCGACCCGAGGACUGCACCAGAAUGAGAUGUUUUGAGUGCUGUGGUAGACAGCCAUGGACACCCUGUGGUUUGUUAAUAAAUCGAGAGAAUAAAGUUUUAUUUAUGGCCCUUUUAGGCCAAAUACAUA